AUGGAGUAUCAUUGGGGCUGCUUUGCUUGCCUAUGGCCGAAUUGGAGCGGCCAGGCUGGUCGCAUCUACAGGGGCCAGGUGUCACGGCUCCUAAACUACGGCGCGGUCAUCAGUUUCGAGACCUCCGAAGGAAAGCACGAAGGAUGGCUACACCCAAGUGACCUGCCAACUUCAAGGAAUGGGCAGUGCUUUGUGAUGAUUGUAGGCCAUUCAGGGACGAUGCACAAGCUGGCUGUCCACUUGGAUCAAGAGAGUGUCAAGGCACUGUGUGAUCAGGGUCAAGGGGAGGACAAUAAGCCCAGGGCGCCUGGUAAUCUGCGCCGAUUGAAUAUCUUGAAAGAUGGUAUCAGAAUUCUUGAAGCUUGGUCUUCGUCAAGUGGAUCAAAACAUGGACCACUCGCGCAGACCCUUCCAGUUUGCAAGGGGGAUAGACUGAACACGCAUCCUUGGACGACGGUCUUGAGGCCAACCCCACCGCUUUCUCCUCAGCCGCAGGGCGGCGAUUGUGUGCCGGCCUUGGUAGGGGUCGUGAAGGGUCGCGAUGCUGCGCGGUCUAGACUUCUGCAGUAUCGGGUUGAGCCAGGUCCUCCUCCGACCCCUCUUUCCUGCCCUCUCCCUGACUUCGGAGAGUCAUCCUCUGCCUUCGAGCUACCUAGCUCGCUUGAUCUUCCUUCUCUGCUCUUGGGCUUGGCCUUUGGACUUUGCUUUGGGCCGAUCGUGGACUUACUGUUCUUGGUUCGUCACGGUUGGGCUCGACUUGUUCGUGUGCAAGCUCGAGCGGCUACUCGAGGUGUUGAGGGCGGCCUGCCCCCUGCUGUUGAACGUUUACUGCGGGACCUCAGGGCGGAGGUCCGGACCCUUUCUCUCCGCACCCAGGCUCUCGAGGCUCGCAUCGCCCUCCUCGAGGAGUUUGAGGUGGUUGUCGCCCCUUCUUCUUCCACUUCGCGUGUGCCCUCCAGAGGUCCUGCCUCGGCAUCCACUCCUCCCUUGACUCCUGCCCGGCCUGCUUCCACAGCUGCGGUCCCUUUUCCUUCUCCGACUUCCUCUCUUUCGGAGCCUGCUGAGGUUCCAUUGGAGGCAGCCGACACCGAGGGCCGAGCCGCUCUGGCACGUGAAAUCGGUGCUUUCCUUAGGCGGUCCUUGGACGGUGGGUAUAGGGGCAAUUCGGGUCGUAGUCGGUUGAGGUUGCAGAGUAGGCUGUACGUCGCUCUGAGCGACGCCCGUGGGGAGCCCUUCCCCGAACCUCGGGUCUUCUCACGUGUGUCUGAUCUUCGCAGUGCAAUUUUCAAUCGGGGCAAUCCGGGGGAGUCUACCUUCAUCGGCUUCGCUUCUCAGUGGGAGGCUCGACUUGCCUUGAGGGAGGCUGGUGUCACUGUGCCGGCCGAGUUGGCUGGCCUUGCUGCUCCCGUGCCCGAGGGAGAGCCGGGUGCGGAAGUGGAGGAGGAGGAGGAAGGCGAGCCUCUUACUUUGCGUGAUUGUUUGCUUGACCUCGGCGAGUUGAUUGACCCUCAUUCUGUCUCGGUGGGCAUUUUGGCCCCGGGACCUGCAGCAGCUCCCGGAGCCACCGUGGCUCUGAUCCCUGUCACUGUGAGUGACGACCUCUGCCUUUGUGCUGUGCCGCACGCAAGUUGGAAUAAAGCAAUCGCCCGACGCAAGCUGCCAAAGGGAUGCCUGGUCCGCGCUGUGAACGUGGAGGUGCCGGCUCAAGGCGAGCCCCCUUCGCUAGCCCAUGCUGCCUUGAAGGUGAAGGUUUGGAUAGGGUUUUUGGAUCGGACUCAGGAGUCCUGCUGGACGGCCGGAGGAGGAGAAAGCGCUCAGUUUCCCUUUCGUGUGUCCGGAAGUCCCGGGGCUACGGCAUUGCCUUUUUUCCCGGCACUUCUUCAAGUUGCUCAGGAGCAGUUUGGCUUCGAGACCGGCCAGUCAGGGCUAGGGGCGGAGACGGCGGAAGAGCCAGACCCUUUGGCCCUGCGGGUCGGCGCCAUCGAGAAGGCGCUCGGCUCGGUCCAGGUUGGUUUAGAGAAGCUUCUUCAGCAGCGCCCUGCUGCGCCUGCCGGGCCCGCGGCCGCUUCCGACCUGCCUCGCAAACCUGUGCCGGUGGACGACAUCCCUGCGCCUCCGGGCCUCGACCCGAGCACUGUUGCCGAAGCCAGGCGAGCCGGGGUGCCGGAGUCCCAACUGAGGCUCUUAGGCGAGCUUGCUGCGAAGCCGAACAGGAUGGGAGACGGACGGGGAAAGCCCAUCACUCGCGCUUCCGGGCCUCUCUCCGAGUCCGAAGGAGAGGAGGCCCCAGGCGCCGGCGGAGCGGGCUUGACAGUCGAGGAUGCCCGGGCCCUUCCCCCUAUGGAGCGGGCCGUCCUGGAGAUGAGCGCUGUACUUCAGCGUCUGGCGAAGAAGGAAGAGCGCCCCCGCGCCGACCUCGAGGACCUCAGCAGCUCUCAGUUCGACGGCUCUGGUGCAGGAGGAGCUUCUCGUUCGAAGGCGGCGGCUUACUCAAAGUUGUGCCGCCUGAUCAAGGAGGAGGAGCCGGAGAGGAUCGUGGAGUCCAUCAGCCGGCUGGUGGAGGAGGACUUCUCUGGGAUGAGAGCCGGGCCGGGUUCAUCGCAGCACACCGCGACGAUGCGGGGAUGGUUAGAACACCGAUCUCAUAUCCCCGGCCUCGCUGGCCCGGUCCGCUGGGCGUGGGCGGUCGCGGGAAGAGCCGACGCCCUCGCGGCAGGUCGGCCGGAGGAGGCUCAUGCCCGGAGCUUGCUGCUCCUUGCAGCAGCGGACCAAGCGGCCGUAGACUCCGGCUCUUGCCUCCUCGGUGCCGAAUUUCAGCUUCCGCGGGCCAGAGCUUCACGAGCAGCAGCACACGCGGAUCUUGGAUCCGAGAUGGAUCAGCGUCGCCGUGGCCAGGAUCAAAGAACGAGAGGCGCAUCGCUUGGAUGUUCCUUUGGUACUAACCCGCACUUGGUGGAGCCGGGUCGGGGCCAGUGCUUUGCUUCGGCGUUUCAGGGCGAUACCGCCUCUUCCCCGAGUGGGCGCUCCUGUGCACCUGCUCGCAAUCCCACUGCUUCCUCUGCGCCCCCUGGGCUCAGCGAUGUUGCCGCUUGUGCUGGCACCGUGGCUUCGGCUGCAAAUCCCUCUCUUGUUUUUGAAGUGCUUGAGCCUAGUUGCCCGGCAGCCUCAGUUUGCUCCGGUGUACCUGCUCGCAAUUCCGCUGCUUCCUCUGCGACUGGGCCCUUUGAUAAGCCUUUAGGAAGGGUAUCGGACGUAGCGUCGCCGAAUGCCUUCGGUCGCGGUGGCACGCCCAUUUGUGAAGGCCACGCUGCAUGCACCACGAGUCAGCCCGUACCUGACCCCUCUAGUUUCGGUUUAAGGGAUCGUUGCCACCCUAGUUCGCCUCAUAGCCAGGGGGUUGUUAGUCCCGACCCCGUGUGCUCGGGUGAUGUUGCUUCGAGCUCCCCCGCUGCCGAUCCCGCACAGUUUUCUUCACCGUCGAGCGUUCCCGGGUCUCGGGCCUCGACCUUUGAUCCUGCCAACCUGUGGCACGACUUUUUCUCCUGUCUCGGAACUUCUGAUUCCGCGUUUUCGACGUUUUGGCACUCCGUUCGUUCGUUACCUCGUCCUGCUCGAGGGCCCUUGGGGCGCGUGUGGCCCAUGCCCGUGCCCUUUCCUUCGCUGCACCGUGCUAAGGCAAAGCGCCGACAGCCCGAUGCUGCGCGCAAGCUCGGUCUCAAUGCCCUUGUGCUUGCUUUGUCCUGGCUCAGCUUGGGCUGUCCUUCUGUCGCCCCUCCUUACUUGGGCCUCGGGGCUGUGCUCAGCCGGGAACAGUGGGCAGCUGUGAAACGCCUGUCGGUUAACGUGUCAGCUUGGAACUCCUCGGGUCAAGUUGACUGGGCCGCUAUGGGGCGAUGUGCUGCCAAAGUUGAGGCUACCGAAGGAAGCCUCAAGGAACUUGCUCGCCAAGCCAGCUCUACCUUGGACUUCGAGAGCGGCAAGCCUUUAGGCAAUGAAACGGCUCGCGCCUUGGCUCCGCUCGCCUUGAGCGUGGAUCCUUCCCGUAUCUCCUUUACGGGGACUCCUUGCUUUGAUCCUCGGCCCUUCUUGGGUCCUGCCAACCGGCUCUGCUUUGAACGGCCUCUCACAUGGGCUGCGGAGGCAGAGCCCUUGAAGCCAGUGCCAAGAGUGAAGCUUCACUGCAAGCGUGAGCAUCUGAGAGGAUUUUUGGAGCUUCUUGAUGCGGGUGACAGGCUUGAGCUGUUUCCCAAAGACGCCGAAAGAGACCGGUUGGUGCUGGACGCUCGACCCGCUAACGCGUAUGAGGAUCCGUGGAAUCCCUGGGUCCGCUCGCUUGCUUCGGUGGAGCAGUUUCGAUUUCUCUUUCUUCCUGAAUCCCACGACAUGUUGGUGCACUCGGAAGAUAUAAGAGAUUGCUAUCACUGUUUCGAAGUUGGGUCGGAGCGUUCCCUCCGAAACUGUCUCCGCGUCAAACUUCGGCCCUCGGACUGUCGAGGCCUCAAGGCCAUGAAAGCUUCACUCGACAACGAGGACUGGCUGGUCCCCGCGUUGAGGACGGUCGCUAUGGGCGACACAGCUGCAGUGGGGAUGGCGCAAUGCUCCCACCUCGGUGUCAUCCUAUCAACCGGUCGAGUUUCCCUUAGCUCUUUCAUGACUCUUGAAGGCAGGCCUCCUCGGUCCGGGCCGGUGUGCGACUUGGUCAUAGAUGAUUUCGUGUGCCUGGAUCCGGUGGAUCGGCUUGCUCCUUCUCCGAAAGGGCCCGGCAUCAUUCGUGCUGUGCGCACGGCUUACACCACUGUGGGCCUCCCUCGCCACAUUACGAAAGCGGUGGAGGGCGCACCGCGUGCCGAGUUUUGGGGGUGCUCGUUUGACGGGCUUUCCGGACGAGUGCGUCCGAGCAGCAAAAGGGCCGUGCCGCUGGCUUUCCUUGUUUUGCAGCUCGUCACCGUUGGUCGGACUACCGUGGACCUGCUCGAUUCGGUCGUCGGCGGUAUCGUGUCCUGCUUUCAAUCUCGCCGGCGGUGCUUGGCCCUGAUGCAGAGAGUGUACUCAGAUGCCCGUCCCCGUGACCGGACCGAGGUCUUCAACUUGACGCCCCACGCGCAGGGUGAGCUUUUGGCUGCCGUCGCCUUGUUGCCGCAGUGUGACAUUGAUUUGCGUGCCCGCGCUGCUCCUCUGGUCUUGGCCACCGAUGCCUCGAAUGAAGCCGAAGCGGGAGCGAUGUGUGCCGUGCCCGAAGAAGCUGCUCAGGAGAUGUAUCGCCAUACUUUGGCGAAAGGCCUCUGGAACAAACUCCUUUCCCCGAUCGCUGCUUAUUCGCGGUCAAAAGGUGACCUAGCGGCCCAGGAUGAGCUCCCCGGGAUUGGGGACGGGUACUCUUCGCAUCCGCUUUGGGUCGAACUGGCGACUUCGCAGCCGUUUGUUCCCUUCGGUUCAAUUGCCCGUGUUCGGCACAAGCGCCAUAUAAACAUUGGGGAAAUGCGUGCGGCCAUCCGAGCGGAAGAGAGGCUUGCCCGCCUCUACCAGGACAUCCGCUAUGUCCACCUCCAGGACAGCCAAGUAUCCCUUGCAGCGAUGACUAAGGGCCGGAGCAGCUCGGACUCACUGAACAGGGAGCUGCAACGCUCGUUGGGGGUUUACAUCAGUGCUGGACUUCGACCGGGCUACGGGUACCUGGAAAGCAAGCUUAACCCAUCGGACGAUCUGACCCGCAGCGCCCCACUCAGAUCGCCCAGCCGGGCUCCGUCUGCUUGGUUCGAAGGGUUUCUGCAAGGCGACCUCGCCUCACUCCACCGUUUCCUGGAUUCAGUUGGGCUUGGCGCCAGUGUGGGUCUCGAGCCAGUCUCCUGUGAGGCCGAGCCUCUCGAGCCGCGCCAUGGACGCUGCUCGUUGGAACCCAGACUGACGCCGAGCGAAGAGCAUUGGUUACAGGAUCCGAGCUGGCUGUGGGAGCUUCUUCGUGCAGGCGCUUUCGCUGGAGUGUAUGUGUGUCCCGAAGCUGGCACUUUUUCGGCCGCCGUUCGACCACCUCUACGUAGCAGCCUGCAUCCCGAAGGAGUUCCCGACCUUAAACCUGAGGCUCUUGCGAAGGUACGUUUGGCGAAUCACAGAAGCCAUCGAGCUCUGGACAUCGCAGGGGUGGCCGCCGAGAGCGGUGUCCGCCUGCUCGUCGAACAUCCUUACAAUGGGUGCUUCUGGAAACUAGCUGCCUGGAGCAAGCCUUCGUUGGCUAGCAGGUGGCGGGAUUCUGUUCUUGACCUUUGCUGUUUCGGGUCGCCUUUUCGCAAAGCGACCCGAAUACGAGCCUUCAACUUUGACGGUCUGGAGCACAGGCGCUGCCAAUGCGAGAGGAAGCACCUGCAACUUCGUGGGCGUAACCCUGCGACUGGCAAGAGUUGGGCGAGUGAAGCUGGAAAGAAACCGAAAGAGUUCCUCAAGUACCUCGUGCAAGCAGUUCGCCAGAGCGAGCCAAAGUACAACCGAGAACGUUUGGAUGUGGCCGGGGAAGCCGUUGUACCGGGACCUCGGCAAAUCCGGAACCGCCAACCUCUCGAGCUCGCGGCUGUCUCCUUGGUCGAACCGGCGACUGCGGCUCUCCGCGCUCGCUACUGGGAUCUCUUUUCAGCUUGGAUCGACGAAGCCGCUGGGGAUGGAGCGAGCGCAAACGUGCUUCGGCUCCCUUUGCUGCUGGUGUCUCUUCUGGUGCAGUUCGCUCAGUACUUGUACGACGCUGGCACCCCUCUGCACUACUACCGGCAGUUGGUGGCGCAUGCUCAACGUGAAGUUCCGGCCUGUCGUCCUUGGAUUCGGCAAGCUUGGGAAUUUGUAACUCGGUGGGAAAUGCUGGAGCCCUUGCAGCACAGGCCUCCGCUGCCCGAGCCGGUGCUGCACGCCAUUUGUGCAGUGGCGGUUCUGUGGGGAUGGCACCGUUGGGCCGCCGUCACUCUGGGCGCUUUCUACGCCAUCUGCCGACCAGGAGAGUUCGUUCGUGCGUUCCGCGAGCAGCUUCUCACCUCGUUCGACCUCCUGGAAAGUGGUAACGAGUUCUUCUUGCGCAUCCCUGAGCCGAAAACUCGUCGAAGAGGAGCGCGUGUUCAGCACGCGCGCAUCAAGGCGCCGGAGUUUGUGCUCCUCUUCCUUCAGAAAGUGUUUCAGCCGCUUCCUCGUGGUUGCCCCUAUGUCACUAUGUAUCGGAGACGUUGGGAUGCUCUUUUGAAAGCUCUGCUGAUCGAGCCGAAGCACCGGCUCACACCUGGCUCACUUCGGGGCGGAGGAGCUGUUCGAGCUUUUCGCUCUGGGGAGCCGCUGGCUGAGGUGCAGUGGCGCAUGAGACUGCGGCAUCAGGAGACGCUGGGCUAUUAUUUGCAGGAAGUCACGGCCCUGUCACAAGAGUGCAAGGAGCUGCAGCCAGCCUUUCUUCUGUGCUGGCUGUCGCGUGUAGCGGCGCAGACUCGCUGGCCGCGAAGUGAAGUAGCGGUGGCGAAAACUUUCAGCUUUCGAGCUUUCUCUCGGGAAGUGAAGUCCCGAAAAGGCCUAAGUGGCCGAGACUUGUCCGACGCGAGGAGCGGA
This is a messenger RNA of Symbiodinium sp. CCMP2592, 7569 nucleotides long. The record is from the annotation of a GenBank genome assembly. Lineage: Eukaryota; Dinophyceae; Suessiales; Symbiodiniaceae.